Messenger RNA from Stylonychia lemnae, 1293 nucleotides. The record is from the annotation of a GenBank genome assembly. NCBI's taxonomy places the organism in Eukaryota, Ciliophora, Spirotrichea, Sporadotrichida, Oxytrichidae.
AUGGAAACUUAUAGCAAUAUCGGAGGAAGAAGUAACGUCCAUCCUCAAUUUUCUGAUCUAUCAAAUCCUUAAAUUAUUGAAACUCUACAAAAAUAAAACCUUGCAAGCGGAGGGCAGGAAGAUCCAUAGCAAGAUUAAGUUUAAGAUCAGAAUCAAGAAAGUAAGUUUCAAAUUAUUAAGAAACAACAAAUCUAGUUGAGAGAAAGUGGUUGUGGGCCUUUCCAUAAAUUGAAGGAGUGCCACCAACUCCAAGAGGAGGGCAUUCAGCUACUUUAACAGGAGCCUCUCUGGUUAUCUUCGGUGUAAAAUAAAAGUUAUUUAUCGAUAUUCUUUUAGGGACAUUAUUAUGUUGGAUAGGAUACUGGAUUUUAAUAUUUAAAUGACACACAUGUGUUAGAUGUGAACUCAUCAAGAUGGAUUAAACCAAAGAUUUCAGGAACUCCACCUCCUUCAAGAUAUGGUCAUUCAGCUGUAUUAGCUGGUUCAAGAAUAAUUAUUUUUGGAGGUAAAGGACCCAAAGGUGCUGUCUAUAGAGAUUUACAUGCUCUUGAUCCAGUCACAAUGACAUGGUAUUAAGGCCCAGAGGGAGGUGGUGCACCCUCAGCAAGAUUUGAUCACACUGCUAAUUUAGUUAGUGGAACUAAGAUGUUCAUCUUCGGAGGUUGGAACGGAAACGACUUUUUCAAUGAUGUGUAUGUGCUUGACCUUGAAAUUAUGGCUUGGUCAAAGCCUAAUUGCACUGGACCUGCUCCAUCCCCUAGAAAAGGUCACUGCUCAAUAUUGAUUGGAACUAAUCUUGUUGUGCAUGGAGGAUUCUUCUUUAGUGAUGAGAGAAUGAAAAAGAACGGUCUUGGAAAGAUGGGAUCUUCACUCUAAGAGUGCUAUCUAAACGAUAUCAGAGUUCUUGACACUGAAUCCUUUAUUUGGUCUCGUUUAAGAGUUAGUGGCAGUCCACCUGAACAUAGAUUCGGACAUACUAUGGAUGUUUCAGGUUCAGAUAUUAUCUUAUAUGGUGGAUGGACUAAAACAUCAGGAGCUAGAUUUAAGCAUGAACCAACUGAGGAAAGUUGCGACUAUUUCAUGAUUUGGUCCACUGAUACAAUGUCUUGGAAGAGAGGCUAAUACAUUGGAAACCCACCUACCAGCAGAUUUGGACAUACUAGUACCGCUAUUGGUCCUCACUUGUUGAUAUUUGGAGGAUGGGAAUACACUAAGGCUUAGAAUGAGAUCAUAGUAUUGAGAGAGUGCACUAAUAAAUUAAUGGGAGAAGGAGAAGGUGAAGGCAAUUAAUGA